This is a messenger RNA of Durotheca rogersii, 1344 nucleotides long. Its product is annotated as RNA-binding domain-containing protein. The coding region runs from base 1 to 1344 and encodes 447 amino acids. Gene Ontology annotation, cellular component: nucleus; cytoplasm. NCBI's taxonomy places the organism in Eukaryota, Fungi, Ascomycota, Sordariomycetes, Xylariales, Xylariaceae. The transcript has 7 exons. Gene Ontology annotation, molecular function: mRNA binding. The record is from RefSeq and is a predicted model, not a curated record.
AUGACUGGAGCUGGGGCACCAGUUGGAGGAACAGGCUCGGGCUUCGGUGGACCGCCACAGCGCUCUUACGAGGAGCGUGCUGCAGCACGGGAACAGAUGAUGAAUAACAUUCGCGAGACAUCCCAACAGGAUCGCCGCGUCUAUGUCGGCAAUCUAUCAUAUGAUGUGAAAUGGCACCAUCUUAAGGAUUUCAUGCGACAGGCUGGAGAGGUUCUCUUCGCCGACGUUUUACUGCUUCCGAACGGAAUGUCGAAGGUGGGCUACUACACAAUUGUGGAGUAUGCUACGAGGGAACAAGCACAGGCGGCUGUCCAAACUCUCAGCAAUCAGAAUCUGAUGGGUCGUCUUGUCUACGUUCGUGAGGAUCGCGAAGCGGAACCACGAUUCAUUGGUGCAACCGGAGGCCGCGGCGGUUACGCCGGCUCCGCCGGAGGAGGCGGUGGUGGUGCUGGCGGCGGCGGCGGCGGCGGCGGCGGCGGCCCCGGAAUGCAGGCAGGCUACGGCGGAGGCGGCUACGGCGUCGGUGCUGCGGGUGCUCCUAUGACAGGCGGCAAUCGCCAAAUCUACGUCUCUAACCUCCCGUACACGGUAGGCUGGCAAGAUCUCAAGGACCUAUUCCGACAAGCAGCUCGAAACGGUCAGGUGAUCCGAGCCGACGUUCAUCUCGGCCCAGACGGCAGACCUAAAGGUUCCGGAAUUGUCAUGUUUGAGCAUCCUGACGACACGCGAAACGCCAUCCAGCAAUUCAACGGCUUUGAAUGGCAAGGCCGUAUGCUCGAAGUUCGUGAGGACCGAUUUGCCCACCAAGGUGUUGGUGGAUACGGUCGAGGCGGCUUCGGGGGGCGCGGGGGGUUCGCCGGCUCAUACGGUAGCGGCAGGGGUGCCUUCGGCGGUAGCCGAGGCGGCUUCGGCAGUGGUUAUGGAGCCCGCGGAGGCUACGGUAGUGGUGGGCCCGCUGGUGGGUACGAUGCCGCCAGUUCCACCCCAGCGGCCCCGAACUCGUUCACCGAUUUCGCUACUGCGGGGACCGAGCCAAGCGAAAUAAUCCACGUCCGAAAUCUUCCUUGGUCGACGAGUAACGAGGACCUGGUCGAGCUCUUCACCACCAUUGGGAAAGUUGAGCAGGCCGAGAUCCAAUAUGAGCCUAGCGGUCGAUCUCGAGGAACCGGCGUGGUUCGCUUCGACAGCACCACGACUGCGGAAACUGCAAUUUCGAAAUUUCAGGGCUACCACUACGGAGGACGACCCCUCGGACUGAGCUUCGUCAAGUACCUAAUACCAGGCGGAGGCGACAGCAUGGAAACCGAUGCGCACGGCGGUCUAACCCAAGAUCAGAUUAUGUAG